Molecule: messenger RNA, 1258 nt
Organism: Homalodisca vitripennis (glassy-winged sharpshooter)
Lineage: Eukaryota; Metazoa; Arthropoda; Insecta; Hemiptera; Cicadellidae
Exons: 6
Coding region: 259-1185 (308 amino acids)
Source: RefSeq, a predicted model, not a curated record
UGAUACAUCCAUGAUUUGUAAUUUCAUUCUGCAGGUACUAAACAAUAUCGUCUGUUAGAAUGUGAUCCCUUUAAUUCCACUGCAGAUCUUAAGUUUCAAGUUGACUUUAAUUGUUCUUAAAAAAAAAAAACAACAUGAAUUUACUUUUCAGUCUCAUAAUGGGAAGUUUACGCUGGCAGAAAAACGUAUUUUGUGUUUGUGCUUUGAUUUACUAUUUGCUUUUAGUUCCAAGCCUCCAAAACUUCACAGACAGCAUUUAUGAGGAUAUCAUUUUCUACACUAACCAAUCCACAUGGAAAAGAACCCCAAAAACCGACCCCGUACAUGUACGGAGACCUCAAGAUCAUCAGUGACAAGAAGGUGAAACCCCAAAGACCUGAACUGUUUCAAGUCUAUUGGUCACUGAAUGAGACUCUUAGUGUGCUCUAUGAUCCGAAGUACAAGGACGUGCCAGGAGCCAUAUUCCUCAAGAAGAUCUGGGAGGAUGCGACCAUACCCAAGAAGGUCUACUACCGCAGCACUCGAAGACCCAAAACCUCCACGGUACCCUACUGGUACUGGGAACAACCGGUCAAGAAACUCCCUGGACGCCAAAACCCUUUCAUACUGGUGGAGGGCACAGAGAGACAUUUGAAACGCUAUCUGAUGAAGAGGAUAAUGAAGAACACCGGCUGUACGCGGGUGCGCACCAUCCCUAAGAGCACAUACAAGCUGAGGAGACAGUUCGAGGGAGCAUCACUUCUACCGCUCAAGCGAGUAUUUGUCACCUUACAGUUCUAUCUGGCCGCACUGGACGCAGAGCGAAUCUUGGAGACAGAACCUGUCAUCAUGUCAGGACUAUGGCUGAACCACGCAGCAGAGUAUCUCGCGAGGAAGUACACUAACAGUUCUCAGCUGCCGGCGCCAGGAGACCCGUGUUACCAGUGGCCUGCAGACCUGCUCAAGCCUGACAUCACCUUCUACCUGCAGGUUCCUAGGAUCGUCAAAAGGGGUGGCCUGGACGAGGCUCACAGAUACCUAAGGGUGGUGGAAGUGGUCAAAAGGAUGGAUCCACCGGUAGUUAUGCUGAAUGAGACGUUCUGUAACGCUACUCUGCCCAAUGUGAUCCGCCUUCGUCACCUCAUGAAAGACAUGAUCGGAGAGAGGUUUCCGCACAUCAGAUUCACCAACCCCAAUGCUAUCUGAGCAGCACCAUAGCCGCAACUUAUUAUUUUCGUUAUUGUUAACUAUUUUGUAAAUAAAUUUUGUAUGCUGAGAA